UUUGAAGGUUGGUACUAACUGAAAAUGGUAUGGAUUUAAUUCUAGUGGCGCCCUCUCAUAGAAACGAUACGAACUUUUCAGCCGAUCUGUUAAGCAGUAUGUAGCCCCAAGAAUGGGAACAGCAUUGACAAGUUAUUCAAAAGCUGGUGAUUGCUUGUGUAGUUCUUAAGACCUGUUUGCAAUGAAGUUGUUGGAGAACUAAGAAAAUACUUGGUAUAGCUAUAAAUCGCCAAGUAAGCAAUAAGAACAGUGAACAAAAAACAGACACUAGUUGUAGUUCUUGCUGUGGCACAGUGUAGUCCCUGAAGACAAAAUUCCAGUGUAUGCGGAUUUCAAAUUCUUCCUCUUCUGUAGCUCAAAAAUGGUGUAUCUCAGAAUCGAAGAAUGGUUUUAAUAGAAACGAAAUCUUCUCCGUGACUUCCACAUGACCAGUUAGUCUCUUAUAAAUAUUAUUUCGAAUUUUGUGGAAUCAUCUGUUGGGACAUGAAUAAAUGCACACUUAUUACUUCAGUGACAUCGCCAGCUCAAGUAUUUUCUUGAAGAUUUUUCAAUGUAUAAAUUUGUCGUUUUAGUUAAAGAUGUGAUGAAAAACAGCGUCUUGAAUACUCAACUUCAAAUGUCUUACCUAAUCAGAUGCCAAUUCAUUCAUUUUUUUUAGAGAACACAAACGAUGAUUGUGCCAUUUAAAUUCACGUUUUUUCGCGUUCAUUUUUUGCCCUUCGGACAUUCAAACUGCUAUACAUUUUUCAUCUUCCUGUAUCAGAAAUCCGUUUCAUGCUACAUUGUAAUACGAAAAACGAUAUUGAAGCAAAUUGCACCGGUUGCUCUUAAUAUUAAUAUAAACAGUUUGCUGUCAAAUUAUUAUAGCUGUUAUCAUCUAUGAGGGCACGUAGAGGACUAUCGAAAUUGAUUAUUUUACCUUGAAUUUACCUGCUAUAUUAUGAUAUUGACAAUGACUUACCACAGUUGUUUGAUUCAAUUUAUUGCAAAGAUGUUUUCUUUCAGUGGACAGUCUGCCAAAAAACAGCAGAAACAUAGAAGUGUAAUCGAUAUUUGCGAAAAGCUUGAUUUUCCCUCAUAAAAACAAACGUUACAUCAUUUCUUUGUGAUACUUGUGUUGAUAGCACCCAAGUCGUAUUUCUAUUUUACUCGCCGGGACAGCAAGAACUAGUUCAGGGUCAUCUUGCCAAGGAAUGUCUCCGUUUGACCAGAUUUACCCUGAUAUUUUUCUUUGCUAGAAACGUUUGCUCCAUUUGCCUAUACUUAAAACCGUUCCAAUUUCCAAUGGACCCAGAUUUGUUCCACGAGCAGCACCAACUGUCAUAAGUAGUCCUCUUUUACUAUUAGCGGUUCUACUAGCAUUGAAACGGUUCGUAGUCGCGUGUUACUCCUGCACAGGAAAGGCACUAGUAGAGAACUCGUAUCGAAACUGACAACAGUGCGGGUUCAGGUUCGAUUCUAAUAACACAAAAAAAAAUGAAACCAUUCAUGGCUGAUAGCUAAAUUCAAGUUUAAUUUGAAUACUGAAUACAAACAAAAAGACUACGUAGCCGAUAGAAAAAAAAACAAUUAGCAAUGUGCCGAAUGAAACUCGCCAUGUGACAGUGUCUUGAAGAAACUAAAAUACCCCUAUCUAAACACUAAAGUGCUUAAAAGUUAACAGCAAAAUGCUAACACGUGCCGUUAAUGCGUUUCGCAAGCGAAAGCCAAAGCAAUCGGGCAGCGGUCCGGAUCAGGAAGGGCUAACGGGUUUCAGUGAACCCGAAACGGAAACCGACGAUUGCGUGAGCUGUCGUUCGGAACCGCUUGGAGUGUUCGAAGAUGUAUCCAAACGCGGUCGGGAUGCCCGACUGACCGACGAUGAAUCAAACCAGCGGACAGGUGGUGGUACUCGAUUCUCCAGGUUUGCCAGCUCAGCCAGCGCAAACGGUUCAUCGUUGCUACGGCUUCGAUCGCGAUCACGAUCGAAAGACCUCGUCGCAGGAACCGGCAGUCUACCUAAUAUUCUAUGCGGUAAUCGUGUAAGCCAAAUGACCCGCGCUUACGAUGAUAUCGAUGCCGUAACGCGACUGCUGGAGGAAAAAGAGAAGGACUUGGAAUUGACGGUGCAGAUCGGGAAGGAGCUGCUGACACAAAAUACGCACCUCGAAACCCGGGUUUCCGAGCUGGAGCAGGAGCUGAAGAGUACGAACGAAAACCUAGCGCAGCUCGCCCACGAGCUGCAUCAGAAGAACGAACUGAUUGGAAUACUGACCAACGAUGCGGACGACAGCAGUGAGAAUGUCACGCCUACCACGUCCAAAUCUAUUAAUCUGGAGCUGCUGCAGCGGAAGGUCAAAUCGCUAGAAGACGAAAACAAGUCACUUCGAUGUGAGGCAGCCCAACUAGUGAUGGAAACUGAUGAGUGCGAAGAGCAGGAACGUAAGCUAAUGGCCGACAUAGCAAACCAGCUAAGCACGGCAAACAGCGAAUUCGACGGAUUGAAUCUGGAGUUAGAAAGACUGAAGGAAGAAAACCGACUCCAACAUGAGCAAAUCGUCAGCCUUACAUCCCGGCUCGCAGAGGCGGAAAUUCGGUUGCAUCAGCUCACCACAGAGAACGAGGAAGCUUCUUCGCUGCUCUGUAUUACCAAAGAAAACCAGAACUUACUGGCUGGCGAGUUGUCGGAGUUCAAAACACGCUACCAAGAGGUGCUCAAUCUGCUGCACGAAACACAGGACCAGCUACGACUUCAAAGAAAACGUACGCAACCGAUGGCAAGAAGUUCGUUGAUACCUGGACUAGCUGUGCCCGCUCCGGAUUCGCUCCAAUCGGAACUGAUGGAGACAUCUCUGUACUCGGAGAACAGUCUCGAUUCGGGCAUAGCUUCUGAACGCGGUGGCUCAGCUCAGCAGAAUGCAUACAAAAAGAUAUUCGAAACAGUUCGUUCGGCAACUCGUGCCAACGCCGCAGGUUUCAGCGAUUCGUUUUCCCAACUCGGCUCAAUGACGAUGAGCUCUUCAUCACAGCCACGAAUGGCACCGUACGUAUUCCCUGGUGCCACAUCUACGCACUCUUACAAAAGUGGUUCCUCCUUAUACAGCACAAUGUACGAUAGUUCUCUCGGCGGGCGUACGUUUUCGCGUGAAAGUUUGGUUUCCGAUUCAGAUGAUGGCUACCCAGGACCAGCACAAGCCGGCAUUCCUGGUGCUCCAGGAGCCAAAGAUCUCGAGGCGGCUCUGAAACGACUGACACCAGCCGAAGUGCUGGCCCGCAGAGCAAUGCUUCAACACGCACCAGCUGGAACCUACAGUUACGACGAUCAAGCUGGCGGAAUGCCUCUGGGAUGUCGCACUCCAGACAGUAUCAUGUCCACCGGAUCAUCCGGGUUGUCCGGUGUGUCAUCGAACCAGUGGCGUCUGCCGGAAAAGCUACAAAUAGUCAAACCGAUCGAAGGCUCCCAAACUCUACAUCACUGGUCACGGCUAGCAACACCCACCUUAAGUGGCCUCCUAGAGGAACGCCCCGGUGUCACAAUUCGCGGUGGACGUGGACUGGACGAACUUGGCCUACAGACUUACUCGCUGUCGGACGUCGAAGAAGAUGCCGAAGAACAACCGGGCAAACGCUUCCAAACGUACGGCUGUACCUACACCUACACCAACAGUACCGUUAUGCAUCCGGACGACGGUACGAUGGCGGUCACAUUCAGUCUUCCGCCAUCGCAAAUGUCCUCGCACAUGGCCUCGGAAUGUCCCUCGCGGCAACCAUCGGCUCCACCUACACCACGAACUGGACUGUCGCGAAGAAACUCCUGCUCUACGUUCUCAGUAAAUCUGGGACUGGCUUCGAUGCUGAACGAACGGGGCAUCAAGGCGGUAACACCCAGUGCACUGAACACACCGGCUGGACCCAACUUUUCGCCUACGGUUACGCCAUGCAAUAGUCCCGAGGGUUCACCAACCCGUCCCAUGUCCCCGGAAGUACCGCUGCUUGGUGGACUACUCGCCUCGGGUGCUGAUAUUUUACGUAAGAAAUUUGCUAUGGCAUCGACGUCCGGUGAAAUGGAACGACCAUCACGACUAACUACACGGAAUAAACUUGCCCUCACCAGACUGGAGAAAAAGGCUCUGCGAUCGAUUAAAAUAAUGGAAAAAGUGGAAAGCAUGGGAAUGGACAAUUUUAUGCCUCACGCCGGACACGGAAUUAGUCCACUGGCACUGCAUGGCUCGUCAGCACUGUACACUUCGACUGUACGUGGACGCACUUCGAGCCCGAUGGCACAGUUGACCAGCCUGAAGCACUUACAGCAUCAACAUCAGCAGCAGCAGCAACAGGACGAACUGCUCAUCGACAAGGAAACCAUCCGGGCUGUACUGAGCAAAGGAUUAUCGCACGAUAGUUUGAAAAACCUUUCUUCUGGAUCAAGUGAUGCUUCGGGUUCGUCGGCGGUUUCAUCUUCGGGAGUCUACGGUGACAGUGAUAGUGGUUCUUCGGCUAGUGAAGUAAGGCCAGUAGCAUCGAAAACUAAACAAACUCAAGUUAAACAAGAACCGCAAAAACAACAGCCGCAGAAUUCCCCAACGACUGCGGCUCGUCUAAAGCAAAUGCAGCGACAGAAAAGUCGCCGCAGUUUGCUCAACGGUGCUAACGGGUCCCAGCGGCCAGAUUUGGGAACGGUGAACGGUUCCACCAGCAGACCGGGUGUCCGACCCGACCUCGGUACGGUAGGUGGUAGCAACAGUAAGUCUAAGAGCAAUAAUAGCAAAAAUGAUUCGUCAUCGACGGACCACGCGCCGUCUGCUCCAGAACAAAGCCGCUCGCUAGGACAAAGUGUGUACGGUACUAUAAGCUCGCUACUAUUCGGACGUAAGGGAGGACUCCUGUAAGAACAAAUUCGGUUUAUGUUUCGGUAGAGAAUAUUUCUUGAGAAAAAGAAAGUUUUUCGUCUGUUUUAAGAUUAUUCAUUUUAGAACACUGGAAUGUGUUUCCUUUUCUUAUUAUGACAAAACAUUUAUCAACCAGUAAAUGAGAGAAAUUAGAACAAUUAAUCUUUGAAUACUAAAUGCAAAGCAAGACAGCAGAUAGUUCCUUCAUGGCACAUUUACUCAAACGGCUCUAGCUAUAUCUCUUCGGGGGUUUGUAAGUCAAGAAAGAGUAAAACUAUACGACACCAAAAUUCAAUUAAUUUGCCAAAACAAUAGCGUUUACCUCCUUUUUUCUCUCCACUGCCGAAUGUAUGAUCAGUAGCAUGAAAAUAGAGACGUUCAGCAAGUUAUUUUUAGCAAAAAGUAGUUAUUAGAGGAGCAUUCAAUUACUCCAAAUACAAAUUUUCUGGAAGGUGCACAUAUAUUCAACAAACAUUCCAGUGGUAGUAGGUAGAAUAAGAUGCCCAACGUUUAUUUUUAGUUUUUUUCGACAUUUAUUUUUCUUUAUGAAAAAAAAAUUCUUUGCAUUUCUACCAUCGAAAACUGUCAACUGAGCUUAACAUUUUAUUUUUUUCUAAUUUAAUUUUAUUUUUUUCUAAUUUCUAAUAACAUUUGAUUUGGUGUCGAUAGUCUUACUCUGAACGGUAAUGGGUUAGUAAGGAAGCGAUAUCAUCACUGUGUUAUGCCAAUUUGUCGUAUUAUUACUUUUAGCUCACCUCAUCUUUCAAUGCGCAUUAAGGGCUUCGCAACGCAAUCUAUUCUUAAUGAUUACCUUCUUUUUUGUUUACGUCGAAUGGAUUAUUCAUUCAAAACAAUUGCAAUCAAUGAUAAGCUCGCAGAAACCUUUGCAUUUUCGAUCGCAAUUCAAGUUUGUCGUAAACAUGAAAUCUAGGAAUAUUACGCUUAUUAAUUCAUAUAGACGAAUAUUUCUAGCUUUGUUAAACUCUUUGCUUACGUGAUAUUAACCUGCACAAGUCACCACAAAACGGUUCCGCACCAGCACCACCCAUAACACGUAGUUUCGCGUAUUCGACUACCGUUUUUUUCUAAAUCCAAAUCCAUAACAUGGAGCAGUGUCGACAGAAGAAUGCGAUACUUUGCCGUCAUUCGACCGAACAAGUACGCAAACAAUGUCAGUCAGCCAUAUUCUGCUUCACGACGGAUAGAGUUUUCAUUUGCAUCCUGUGAUUUUGAAGUCGAAAGAAAACGCAAUUCGUCGUAAAGCAGUAGGUGGUUGAAAAUCGACCAUAUAUUUGCCCGACAGACUGUUUCUAGUUCCGGAUCUUUCGAAAAAGAAAGAUUCGUGUAAGCGCAGCAUGUGACAGUCUGACAUCCUCUUCUGUCGUUAAUGUUAGUCCGUUUCCAAACAGCUUGUGCCUAUGAGAAGGGUUGUCUUACUUCUCUUCUCAGAGAAACACAAAAUCGCUUUACAAUAAACACUAGCAUCACAUCAGUAGGUUUAAUAUCAUGAGGUAAUAAAUUGUUUUCAUUUUCUCGUGCUAUAUGGAAUUUCUCCCCCUUGGAACAUUUCACUUAUUCGAGACUGGCAUGGUGAUAUUUUCAUAAACUGGACCGCUUACUUUAGAGAUUAUAGCUAGAGAUCUUCGCACAUUUAUAUUCUACCAUUUCAAAUAUGUAUACAAUUUCCAUUCAUGUCUUCACUCUGAAAUAGCCAAAUGUUCUAAAAAUGUACUUAGUUCGAACGGAAGUACAGAAUUAUUUUCAAUAAACACACUGCUGUUUAGAAGUGCAAUUUCAGAGCACCAAAAACUAUUCCGAGACGAUGCAUCGAAAAAUCUAUAUCAUAACAAACAGGUGCUAUAAAGUCGUGAGUACUGUUCACCUCUGCUGGUUCUUAACGUAUAUACGUCAAAAACCUUCAGAACAGUGUAAGUUUUACUUUGCUUUUGCACUGAGUUUGUUUUUUUGUUUAUCAAGUAUUAUGAAAGCGAAUCAGGUGGUUUAAGUGAAAGGGGAAAAGAAAUACUGUAACUGUAUAUAACACACAGAAACCUGUUAGUGAAUAGAAUACUGAUAAUAAUAGAAAACACAAAAAUAUUCAACAAGAAAAUAGAACGCAGCUGUAGAUAAUUAUUUAACUAGUUAAAAUGAAGAUAAAAGUAGUAAGUGAAAAGUAAGUAUUUAUUUUUAUACAACAGCCGGCCAGCUAAAGCCAAAUUCGAGUAAACAUUUGUUAUAAAAGAAAUGUAAGUUUAGGAUCUUUCAACCAAAACUCUACAACGGUAUGCAAAACUCCAUAUACCACCACCUCUUCGCCUGUCUCAAGUGUAGAACUUGUAUAUCCCAACUGAACUGAGUUAUAAGAAAUAAAAACCCUGGUAGCAUAACUCGCUACGAAGCAGCCAGUCAUUCACCACCUGCUUGAUACUGACCGACGAAAACUUGCCGAGUUUACAUGAGGCAAAACAUAAAAAUUGAUUCUAAAUAGCCACGUUCUCCCGCCAGAAAAAAAACACUAAUACUUCCGAUGUACGCUACAGAUCUAGAAGAACCGACGAAAUUCACGACGAAGCGGGAUGAUAUACGGAAAGCGUCAUUGAAAGGAGCUGUACCGGCAUUACACACAGUGCAGCAGUAGUUUUAUUUUUUAUUUGCUGGAACAAUACAAACAAAGAAUAACAUAAAAUAAACAGGAAAAAAUUGAAAGUUGAAAUGUGCCCGAUUACAAAGAAUAAUGAGAACAAUGUUCUAGUAAGUUAUUUACGGAAUAAUUCAUUUGGAACGAAGUGAAAAAAACGAUGUUGGUUAAUUGUAUUACUAGAAUGUUACACCAGAAAUAUUUUUUUCUGCAGGAAUAAUUAUUAAUAAAAUAAGGUUAAAAUUAUUAAUGAA
This is a messenger RNA of Malaya genurostris, 7760 nucleotides long. It is a transcript of the gene milt, whose product is annotated as trafficking kinesin-binding protein milt. Lineage: Eukaryota; Metazoa; Arthropoda; Insecta; Diptera; Culicidae. The record is from RefSeq and is a predicted model, not a curated record. The transcript has 6 exons. The coding region runs from base 1668 to 4868 and encodes 1066 amino acids.